UGUUUAUAUAACGGGGAGGCGACGACGAUUGAGAUUUGUUUUUGUCUUCGUGGAUGCGAGUUUACAGGAACGUGAUGCUGAAGCUUGUUGUUUUCACGGUUCUUGCGGGCGUUUUCGCCGUCGGGCUGGGGGGUUUAGUGGGGGGCCCCAGCGAUGUGGACGUCAACGACGCAGGGGUGCAAAAUGCGCUCAACUUCGCCGUCGUCCAACACAACAGGGGCACCAACGAUCUGUACCUCAGCCAAGUGGCACAAGUGGUGAAGGCUGAGAGGCAGGUGGUUGCUGGUAUGAAGUACUUCAUAACCGUGAGACUGGCAAAGAGCACGUGCAAAAAGAACAGCACCAAUGAAGUGUGCUCCAUCCACACAGACCCAGAGAAGGCCCGGCCCUACCAGUGCAAGUUUACAGUGUGGAGCCGCCCAUGGAUAAGUGACAUCCAGCUGGUGGAAGAGAGAUGCUAGAGAAAGAAACUACGUGGGAAAUCGCUUGGAUUUGGCUUUGCUUUUCAGAAUAACUUUAACUCAGAUUGAAAUGUAUCUUCCUGUAGGUGAACCACAGACGUUUUGACAUUUUUAUGAUUUUACAGCCUAUGCUACGUCACUGUACGCUAAAUUGAGUAAACAUGUUUGAAACUGAAAAUAUGCUGCGUAGGAAUGCAACGUAGAGCUCUACUGACCUUUAGAUCAGCAACUUUAUAACGCCUAAGCACUAAACCAAGCAAAUAACAAGCUACUUUAUAUUGACUUGUUGAUUAACCUAUUAAAAACCACGGUUUUAAAAUAAAAGUCAAACUGAAGCUGUGAGCUUUAA
Messenger RNA from Stegastes partitus (bicolor damselfish), 810 nucleotides. RefSeq names its product cystatin C (amyloid angiopathy and cerebral hemorrhage) (gene cst3). Lineage: Eukaryota; Metazoa; Chordata; Actinopteri; Pomacentridae. The transcript has 3 exons. Gene Ontology annotation, molecular function: cysteine-type endopeptidase inhibitor activity. The coding region runs from base 54 to 461 and encodes 135 amino acids. Gene Ontology annotation, cellular component: vesicle; cytoplasm. The record is from RefSeq and is a predicted model, not a curated record.